This is a messenger RNA of Sander lucioperca (pikeperch), 1442 nucleotides long. It is a transcript of the gene r3hdml, whose product is annotated as R3H domain containing-like. Lineage: Eukaryota; Metazoa; Chordata; Actinopteri; Perciformes; Percidae. The record is from RefSeq and is a predicted model, not a curated record. The transcript has 6 exons. Bases 209 to 1012 code for a protein of 267 amino acids.
AUUUCCUGUAGUUGUGAUUUUCUCUCCAGUGGAGAGAAAGAAAAAGACAGACUGUAAAAGUGAAGAAGAAGAAGAAGAAGAAGAAGCCUACAGGAGGGUUUUGGGUUAGCCAGUUAAAACUCUCUGCCACACAGGACUUUGGCUUGUGUGCAAAGACUGAUGUUGAAGUGAGGAUCUCCUCUGCUUCUCUCUGUGAAAGGAUCUACUGAUGAAGAUUGGUGCAGGGAGGUGCUGGCCUCCGAUGGGUGCUGCCUGUGUUCAGCUCCUGUUGGCUGCCACCCUGUGGAUGCUGCCUGACAUGGCUGCCACCCUGUGGAUGAUGCCUCACAUGGGAGCAGCUGCUGCUGCUGCUGCUGCUGCUGCAGAGCCGCUCAACAUGACCCGGGCUGGAGCUGAGAUGUGGUCAGACUUCAGGAUGCCCACUGGAGCUGCCAGCAGACGGAAAAGAGCCAUUUCAUCCAGAGAGAUUAACGCUCUGCUGGAUUACCACAACCGAGUCCGCUCUCAGGUCUUCCCACCCGCCGCUAAUAUGGAGUUCAUGCUCUGGGAUGAGGGACUUGCUGAGUCAGCCGACUCCUGGGCUUCACGAUGCGUUUGGGAUCACGGUCCGACACAAGUCAUGAGAUACAUGGGCCAGAACCUGUCAGUCACUUCAGGAAGGUACCAGUCCAUCACUGAUCUGGUCCAGUCCUGGUACGAGGAGAGGCAUCACUUCUCCUUCCCGAACAGAUGCAGCGGAUCGGUGUGCUCUCACUACACUCAGAUGGUGUGGGCGAGCACCAACAGAGUGGGAUGUGCCGUCAGGAAGUGCUCUAACAUGUACGUGUUCGGGAGCACCUGGAGGGAGGCGACACUGCUGGUCUGCAACUACUCUAUAAAGGGAAACUGGGUGGGAGAGGCGCCCUAUAAGAGCGGUAAGCCUUGUUCCGUCUGUCCGUCCAGCUACGGCGGCUCCUGCUGGAGAAACCAAUGCUCACCAAACAGAAAGCCCCAAAGACUCGCAAGAAAUUAACACAACACAGGGUUUUUAAAUGUGUUUUUAAUGUUAGACAGAGAAAAAAUAAAAAGUCAUAAUCCAUGUAAAGUCAAGUUUUACCAACAUGAGGGCUACAUAAGAAAAUGAUGCAGCUGUCCAGUUACCACUAUGUUCCAAUGAAAUCUUAAUUAAUGAAUGUUUUACACACGUUAAUGUAGUGGUAUAAAUGUUUUGUUUUUAUCGCUGAUGGUUACUAACAAAAUAAUAUUGAAAACAAAAGAAGCAAUUUUCUUUUAUUGGGUGAAAUACUUUUAUACUUUUUGCACUUUUUUUUUUAUUGAUGAAUUUGUUGGUUUGAGUGACUUUGAGAGGCAUUGACCAAAAAAUGAAGCACUUUUUUUGUACAGAUUAUAUUUACUAUAACCUUGGAUGUGUUAUUGAUUCUCUUUCUAACCUAAAUUAAUAU